Rosa rugosa (rugosa rose) is the source of this 299-nucleotide messenger RNA. RefSeq names its product probable small nuclear ribonucleoprotein G. The coding region runs from base 55 to 297 and encodes 80 amino acids. Gene Ontology annotation, biological process: spliceosomal snRNP assembly; mRNA splicing, via spliceosome. Gene Ontology annotation, molecular function: RNA binding. Gene Ontology annotation, cellular component: catalytic step 2 spliceosome; P granule; spliceosomal tri-snRNP complex. The transcript has a single exon. NCBI's taxonomy places the organism in Eukaryota, Viridiplantae, Streptophyta, Magnoliopsida, Rosales, Rosaceae. The record is from RefSeq and is a predicted model, not a curated record.
UCUGGUAAAGAAGAAUCCUUCCUCACCCAAAACCUCUCUCUCUAAUCCUUCACCAUGAGCAGGUCAGGUCAGCCCCCGGAUCUGAAGAAGUACAUGGACAAGAAGCUUCAAAUCAAGCUAAAUGCAAACCGAAUGAUUGUUGGAACCUUGCGUGGAUUUGACCAGUUCAUGAAUCUGGUGGUUGAUAACACUGUAGAAGUGAAUGGUGAUGAAAAGACUGGCAUAGGCAUGGUGGUGAUCAGAGGAAACAGUGUGGUUACUGUUGAAGCACUUGAACCUGUGGCCAAAAUGCAGUAGUU